Messenger RNA from Sphenostylis stenocarpa, 228 nucleotides. Lineage: Eukaryota; Viridiplantae; Streptophyta; Magnoliopsida; Fabales; Fabaceae. The record is from the annotation of a GenBank genome assembly.
AUGGAGGCUAGAGUUCGUGUUAUCGGUAGGCGCAAGCAGAAAGAAGGCUUGGGAUUUUCAGCGUGUGUGGUUUUGGUAACUGAAGAGUGUCUGAAGCAGAAGAAGAACAAGAAGAAAAAGGAAUCGGCGGUUUUCAACUCACGAUCGCGUCUAAAACUUAGAUUCCGAUCGUUGCUGUGCUUGUUCGAUUCCUUGUGGUUUUUCAGAGGCAUUUUCUUAGCUGUAUGA